Molecule: messenger RNA, 1702 nt
Organism: Trichechus manatus latirostris (Florida manatee)
Lineage: Eukaryota; Metazoa; Chordata; Mammalia; Sirenia; Trichechidae
Gene: CPA3
Product: carboxypeptidase A3
Exons: 11
Coding region: 51-1304 (417 amino acids)
Biological process (GO): proteolysis
Molecular function (GO): metallocarboxypeptidase activity; zinc ion binding
Source: RefSeq, a predicted model, not a curated record
GGCUGAGGCAUAAAACUGGCUGAGGGCCUUGAGGCCAGCAAAGAAGAAUCAUGAGGUUCAUCCUGCUGGUGGGUUUGAUCGCUACCACCCUUGCGAUUGCUCCUCUCCGCUUUGACAGGGAAAAGGUGUUUCGUGUGAAGCCCCAGGAUGAAAAACAAGCAAACAUCAUAAAGGACUUGGCCAAAACCAAGGAGCUUGACUUCUGGUAUCCAGAUGCCACCCACCAUGUAACUGCUAACAAGAUGGUGGAUUUCCGAGUGAGUGAAAACAACUCCCAGUCCAUCCAGUCUGCCCUGGAACAAAAUCAAAUGCACUAUGAAAUCCUGAUUCAUGAUCUGCAAAAAGAGAUUGAGAAACAGUUUGAUGUUAAAGAAGCUAUCCCAGGCCGGCACAGCUAUGCAAAAUAUAAUAACUGGGACAAGAUUGUUGUAUGGACUGAAAAAAUGAUGAAUAAGCACCCCGAAAUGGUAUCUCGUAUUAAAAUUGGAAUGACUGUUGAAGAUAAUCCACUCUAUGUUCUCCAGGUUGGGAAACAGGAUGAAAGAAAGAAGUCUGUUUUUAUGAACUGUGGCAUCCAUGCACGAGAAUGGAUCUCCCCAGCAUUCUGCCAGUGGUUUGUCUAUCAGGCAACCAAAAGUUAUGGAAAAAACAAAAUUAUGACCAAACUCCUGGACCAAAUGAAUUUUUAUGUUCUUCCUGUUUUCAACGUUGAUGGAUAUAUUUGGUCAUGGACACAGAACCGCAUGUGGAGAAAAAAUCGUUCCAAGAACCCAAACUCCAGAUGCAUCGGCACUGACCUCAACAGAAAUUUUAAUGCCUCCUGGAACUCGCUUCCUAACACCAAUAACCCAUGUAGCGAUACCUACCAUGGCACUGCGCCAGAGUCCGAGAGAGAGACGAAAGCUGUCACUCAGUUCAUUCGAAGCCACCUGAACUCAAUCAAGGCCUACAUCACCUUCCAUUCCUACUCCCAGAUGCUGUUGUUUCCUUAUGGAUACACUUCAGAGCUGACACCUAAUCACGAGGACCUGGCCAAAGUGGCAAAGAUUGGCACUGACGCUCUAGCAACUCACUAUGAAACCCGCUACAUCUAUGACCCAAUGGCAUCAAUAACCUACCCGACAACAGGUUCUUCUUUAGACUGGGCUUACGAUCUGGGCAUCAAACACACAUUUGCCUUUGAGCUCCGAGAUAAAGGCAAAUUUGGUUUUCUCCUUCCAGAAUCUCAGAUAAAGUCAACCUGUAAAGAGACCAUGCUAGCUGUCAAAUUUAUUGCCAAGUAUAUCCUCAAGCAUGCUUCAUAAAGAAUUAUUCUCAGUUUGGGAUAAGCCAAUUAAUCCAUUUCUGUGCCUUUCGUGGGAAAGACAACUGUCAGCUACCCCUGGGUGCAGCUCCAUAUCACAUGACUAGGUCCUUCUCUUGCUCAUCUAAGUACAGUGUUAUUUCUGUUUGCUUUUAUUUGCAUUUAGUAGCACCUUAACAAAGUAGCUUUAAAUGAAAGCUUUUACCCACCUUUUCUUGCUUCAAGGAAAGUCUGAACCUAGCAGGUAGUAAUAUUCUGAGUACUUUUGAAAGCGGAUAUGCAGUAGGGCCCAGGAAAGAAAUGAGAACCUUCAAUUUCUCCACAAUCAGAUGAUGACCAGGUGGCUGCAUCAUCUCAUGUGCUGAUAUAACAAAAAUAAAUGCAUUUCACAGUUUUAAA